CUUCUUCUACCUUCUUCUCCCUCACUUACCAUUUCCUCUUUCCUCUAAACCCCAUUUCUCUCUCUCACUAGAUCCAACCGCAAGCACAGCACCGCACCGAACCCACCACAACACAAUGAUCCAACCCUAAUUUCACCGUCUCUUACCUCCAAGAUUAUAGAUUACAAAUUACAUUUGCAACGGCGUCGAUUAUUAAAGCCCGUGAUUGUGAGUGGUCUUUUCCCGAACCCAGAAACCCUUCCUUUUUCUGCUUUUCAAUGUUGAAGUGACGUUGUUGGUUCUGCUCAGCCAUUCUCUCAGUCGUUCAAUUCUUGCAAGGUGAAGGUUCCCUUGGAAUCCAUGGCUGUUUCGUAUGUUCACAUGGUUCAACCUGGUAGGGGUUUCCACAAGGGUAACCUUUCAUAUGUCAAUUUCAGUUACAACGGGAGGAGGACCAACCGUUUAGUUUUUGCUUCUAUGCACACGUCAGACCCUAAGGUUGAUUCAUUACUGGACAGUGUAAAAUGGGAUGAUAAAGGCUUAGCUGUGGCAAUAGCUCAGAAUGUUGACACAGGGGCCAUAUUAAUGCAAGGUUUUGCAAACAGAGAAGCAGUUGCCACAACCCUAUCUUCUCGAAAGGCCACUUUCUAUAGCCGAUCAAGAUCGACAUUGUGGACCAAAGGAGAGACCUCUAAUAAUUUUAUCAAUGUUCAUGAUGUCUUUCUUGAUUGUGAUCGUGAUUCUAUAAUAUACCUGGGGAAACCUGAUGGGCCUACCUGUCACACAGGGGCAGAAACAUGUUAUUAUACAUCAGUCUUUGACUUGUUAAAACAGAAAGAGGAUGAAGGAGAUAAUUUGGCAUUAACUUCAUUGUAUGCAUUAGAGUCAACAAUCUCGCAACGGAAAACAGAGUUAACUGGAGAAAAUGAGAAGCCUUCAUGGACAAAGCGAUUAUUGCUUAAUGAUAAGUUGCUGUGCUCUAAAAUCAGGGAAGAGGCAAAUGAGUUGUGUCAAACACUAGAGAAUAAUGAGGACAAGUCACGUACUGCUUCAGAGAUGGCUGAUGUACUUUAUCAUUCCAUGGUUCUGCUGGCACAGAAAGAUGUCAAAAUAGAAGAUGUUUUGCAGGUUCUUCGGCUGAGAUUUUCCCAAUCUGGUAUUGAGGAGAAGAGUAGCCGUUUAUCCCAGAAACCAUUGGAUCAUUAAAUUUUCUGUCAAGUCUAUAUAUCGCAAACAAUAUAUUUAGCUUUCGUUGACACACCUGGAUUAACUGUAUCUGUUAUUAUCUGUGUGACUAUACUGAAUUGGGGUAACUUAUUUAAAUAGCGUAGAGAAUGUCAAGAACACCAUGUAACUGCUAUCCACCCAUUUUUGCAGAUAUCAGUUUUCACUGUUUUUGAGGUAUAGAUAAUUAUAUUGCUUGGAUGCUUA
Messenger RNA from Vigna angularis (adzuki bean), 1410 nucleotides. Its product is annotated as histidine biosynthesis bifunctional protein hisIE, chloroplastic. Gene Ontology annotation, biological process: L-histidine biosynthetic process. The record is from RefSeq and is a predicted model, not a curated record. Gene Ontology annotation, molecular function: phosphoribosyl-ATP diphosphatase activity; phosphoribosyl-AMP cyclohydrolase activity. The transcript has 7 exons. NCBI's taxonomy places the organism in Eukaryota, Viridiplantae, Streptophyta, Magnoliopsida, Fabales, Fabaceae. The coding region runs from base 340 to 1185 and encodes 281 amino acids.